UAUGGACAAUACGUUCUAGAUGGACUUGGAGUAAAGAAAAAAACGUGGACAUACAGUUUAACCAACCGGUCUCAGAGACACAAAUCGAGCGCUCCCUCCUCUAACAUCCGAGACAGUUUGUUGACGGCUGCAGAGAGCAAAGAUGGCGGCGCCCACAACAGUCCAGCAAACGAUGAGCAAACUGUCAGACAGUUUUUCAAACCCCGCUCACACAAACAGCCGAGACAGCGAGUUAUUUUCAGAAGACUCGGACACUCGACAUGACUAUGUGCUGGAGUUUCUGGAGAAAGAAGUCGGCAGCGACCUGAAGUCCCUGAAGACUGUUGGACAGCUGCUGGACAGACUGAGAGAGGAGAACAGCGAGCUGGAGGAGCAGGUAGUGACCGUGUCCAGCUCCGUGCCUCCUAAAGUGUGUGCAGCUUUGUGUGCUGCUGAGGAGGCCACAUGUUCUCUGGAGGAGCUGCUGCAGAAGGAGAGACUCAUCUCCAACAAGCUGCACCAGCACCUACAGGGGGCCCAGCCUUGGAUGGAUAGUCUCGGCCAGACGCUUAACCAGGUGGACACUAUAGAGAGACACGUCAAGUACCUACGAUGCCUUCAACAUAUAGAAGAACUCAGUGCUGCAGUCCAGCAGUGUCUGAUGACCAGCAGUGUCUGGGAGGCCAUACGGGCAGUGGACAGCAUGGCUGCACUGGACACUGGACUUAGCCAGUCCGGAUGUUCUCACCUCCAGGACUUCCUCCGAGAAACACUACACUUCUGGCACAAGAUCAUCAAAGACAGACUGGCCGGUGAUUUUGAGAAAGUGUUGACUCAGCUUCACUGGCCGAUCAUCUCCCCUCCAACUCAGUCUCUGACUCCCACCGCCAACGGUCAGGAGAUCAGCAGCCAGUUGGAGCUGCUCGUCUCACAGCUGCUCGCCCUGCAGACCUCUGAUGACCUCAUAUCCCAAAGGGCUUCGGCCUCUUCUCAAGGUGCGCCCUCCACCCAGCCUGCUUCUGCAUCCACACCUCUGUCCAAACCUCCUCCCCUCUGCCUGCCCAUUCAGAUCAUGCUGAGCCCGCUCAGCAAGAGGUUCAGAUACCACUUCUACGGGAACCGACAGACCAACUCCCUCAGCAAGCCGGAGUGGUACCUCACACAGGUUCUGAUGUGGAUGGGAAAUAGCUCGGCCUUCAUGGAGGAAAGGAUCCAACCUAUCCUGGACCGAGCCGGGGCCUCCAUCAGUGCCAUGGUGGAGCUGUGUCGAGGCCUGCUGUCUCUGGUCCAGGAGAAGGUGGCCAGCGAUGCUUCCAGGCUGCUCUAUGACGACGUGCUCUUCUGUCACCUUGUGGAGGAGGUGCUGCAGUUUGAGAAGGAGCUGCGAACAAACCAGUCGUACCCAGCAGUGCACCCCGGUCUGCUUCACCUCCUACUGGAGGACGCUAUCCUUCAGAAGUGGCUCACUGUGGAAAAGAAGAUGGCAGUGGAGAAGAUGGACGCCAUGCUGUCAGCAGAGGGAGCCUGGAGCUCUCAGUACAAAGACAUCAGUGACAUGGAUGAGCUGAAGGCUCCAGACUGUGCUGAGACUUUCAUGACUCUGCUACAGGUCAUCACAGAGCGGUACCGGGCCCUGCCCUGUGCCUCUGCACAACUCAAGUUCCUGGGCCUGCAGAGAGAACUAGUGGAUGACUUCCGCAUACGACUCACACAGGUGAUGAAGGAGGAGUCUCGCUGCCCGCUGGGUGCUCGUUAUUGCGCCAUCCUAAACGCUGUAAACUACAUUUCCACCAUCCUGGGAGACUGGGGAGACAACGUGUUCUUCCUGCAGCUGCAGCAGGCAGCCGUGUCUCUCGGCGAGGAGGCGGUGCUUGGGGGCCUGGGGGUGAUGGAGGUGGGUCGCCUGGCCUCUCUGGAGGGCUCUCUGUUUGAAGGUCUGUUGGCGCUGUUGGAUCGACUGAAGGGUGACAUGAUGGGGAGACUGCUGGAAUGGACCAUGAGGGAAAUCACAGAAAAAGCCAGAUCAUACAGCCAAGACAGGUGGCUGUCCCUACCACCCCAGCAGGACCAGUCCACUAUGACCCUGUCCAGUUCAGCAUGUCCCAUGAUGCUUUGUGUGAGAGACAGAUUGUUGCACCUUCAUCAGGUCCUGAGUCUGUCUCUGUUCCAGCUGGCCUGGCAGGGUCUGGCCGAGAGAGUGGACCACGUUCUCUACCAGGAUGUGAUCCUGUCCAAUCAUUUCAGUGAAGGCGGAGCAGCUCAGCUUCAGUUCGACAUGACCAGAAACCUUUUUCCUCUGUUUGGUCACUACUGCAAAAGACCUGAGAACUUCUUCAAGCAUGUUAAGGAGGCGUGUAUCAUCUUGUGUCUUAACGUGGGCUCUGCUAUUCUGCUGAGGAAUCUCCUCAAAGAGUCCGAGGAGGAGACGAGAGACUGGGUGGGUACAGGGGAUCCUACACCGGAGUCUGCGCUCAAUGAGCUGGGGGUUUACUGCUUGGCACCCUGCGACGUCUUGAUCCUCCUCAACCUCAGAGCCUCCUGGCCUUGACAGUAACAAUCCUCCCUGCACUAUUUUCUGACGGGGAAUCAGAGCAAGUGCUUUAACUGUCUUUGUAAACAAGACAGGUAAUAUUUCAGACUGUUCAGAUAGUGGUAAUAGUGAGUUGAUACUAUUGCAUUGUCAUUGUAUGAACUUAUUGUGCAUUAUUUUUUGGGGACCCACUUACCUGUCACCUGAGUUGACUGACAUAUACCACAAAGGAGAAAUAACAAUUGUUAUAAUGGAUUAUGUAAUAAACCCUGAUAACCUGCAAUGCCAAAGGUCUCAUUAUACUGCUCUGCUCCUGAGCAGAAUACUACCAUCCUUGCAGUGAUGUUGCACAUUUCUUUUUUUUCCUUUUUUUGUCUGGUGAGGCUGUGCUUUGUCUAUUUUUGCUGGCUUUGACCCUGGCUGUUAACAGCGACAAUAGAUGCAAGGCGGCUAGAGCUUCCUCUUCCCUUUUCCCCAAAUUACACAGGAGCAUGUCCAUGGUUUUCCGGGUGGUUGUCAGUUUCUGGUCGCCUCUCUCUGACCAGCAGGCUUUAGUGCAUCAGUACCGCUUCACCUCAUUUAAUUUAGUUCAAUAAAGUUUGAUUCAGUUCAAUAUUAUUCAUCACGUCCUUUAUCACAUAUCACAAUUUGCCUCAGAGGGAAGGAAA
Messenger RNA from Plectropomus leopardus (leopard coralgrouper), 3177 nucleotides. It is a transcript of the gene rint1, whose product is annotated as RAD50 interactor 1. Gene Ontology annotation, biological process: retrograde vesicle-mediated transport, Golgi to endoplasmic reticulum; endoplasmic reticulum to Golgi vesicle-mediated transport; regulation of ER to Golgi vesicle-mediated transport. Gene Ontology annotation, cellular component: Dsl1/NZR complex. NCBI's taxonomy places the organism in Eukaryota, Metazoa, Chordata, Actinopteri, Perciformes, Serranidae. The record is from RefSeq and is a predicted model, not a curated record.